UUUAUAUAUAGUACGUACUAUAUGUACGAUGCCUACACUGCAUACUCCUCCCCUACCGCCGAUCACCGUCGUAUCUUCUUCCAGAGAAGAUUCCGACGACCCAGUGAAGGGUAUGAUCCACAGUAUGCUAUCGUACGACGGGAACGUCAUGCUCGCGGCCGCCGUCAUAUCAUUACUCCUUGUAAUCCUCUUCGUCUUGCUCCUUCACCUCUACGCCAAAUGGUUCCUCACUCAAGCGCGUCACCCGAGCGGCAGCUCCGUCGCGGUGCCUCAAGUUUGGGGCGCCGCCGGCGGGUUUAGUCCUCACUUUCACGCGUUCCGGGUCGAGGUUGAGCGCGCGUUUCGGAAUUCUCCGGCGAAGAAACACAAAGGGCUCGCGCAGUCGGUGAUUUCUUCGAUUCCGGUAUUUGCGUACAAGGGAAUGGGGAAAGAAGAUGGGAAUGGAUUUGAGUGUAGUAUUUGUUUGAGUGGAUUUGAAGAUGGAGAAAUGGGGAGGAAGUUGCCUAAAUGUCGCCAUGCAUUUCAUGCAGAGUGUAUCGACAUGUGGCUGUAUUCUCAGUCCUCCUGCCCGAUCUGCCGAGCUCCGGUGACGCCGCCUGAAAUUACUUAUACCAGUUCGCCGCCGGGAGACGAUCGGAACAGCGAUGGAUGGAGGCAUACGCCGUUGCAGAUCAUGGUUGAGGUUCCAAAUGAAGAGAAUACUGUAAAUGACGACAGAAACGAGAGGUUUUCGGGAAGUAGAAGACCGUCUUUUUCCUCCGGCGCCGGAGCCGGGGAUCUAUAA
This is a messenger RNA of Ipomoea nil (Japanese morning glory), 784 nucleotides long. Its product is annotated as RING-H2 finger protein ATL63-like. Lineage: Eukaryota; Viridiplantae; Streptophyta; Magnoliopsida; Solanales; Convolvulaceae. The record is from RefSeq and is a predicted model, not a curated record. The transcript has a single exon. Bases 29 to 784 code for a protein of 251 amino acids.